This is a messenger RNA of Protopolystoma xenopodis, 204 nucleotides long. The record is from the annotation of a GenBank genome assembly. Lineage: Eukaryota; Metazoa; Platyhelminthes; Monogenea; Polystomatidea; Polystomatidae.
AUGUGUGUGAACAGGGGGAGGAGAUCGAGUAGCAGUGGGCAGAGUAUGGGAGAAGAGGGUAAUGGAGACGGCGAGACGAGGAGGUUUGACCAGACCGUCUCCGCGUAUCAAUUAGACCCAGCCUGGCUGGUCUGGAGCACCAGAACUGGUGGAGUUCUCACUUCACUUUAUCGCUUGCUGCCAACAGCAACCCUUGGCUUUUAG